This is a messenger RNA of Pieris rapae (cabbage white), 732 nucleotides long. Its product is annotated as coiled-coil domain-containing protein 12. Bases 190 to 669 code for a protein of 159 amino acids. Gene Ontology annotation, cellular component: U2-type spliceosomal complex; post-mRNA release spliceosomal complex. The transcript has 3 exons. The record is from RefSeq and is a predicted model, not a curated record. NCBI's taxonomy places the organism in Eukaryota, Metazoa, Arthropoda, Insecta, Lepidoptera, Pieridae.
AAAAAAAAAAUGUACCUAAGUUCAUUUUGAUAAAACAGUUUUCGAAAUUUAUAAUACAGAUAUUAAUUUUUAUCAUUAGUCUUAUUAUAGUGCCUUUCCUAAUUGGUUGAGAAUUUAAUGGAAUACUUAGAACAACAGAAGUCAGAAUAAAGCCAAUACUAGUUACUACUUAGUUACUAGGACUAUAUUAUGGUAGUUUUGGAUACUAUGGAAGGAGUUGGAAAUUUGGAAGAAGAAGCACAAAAAAGGAAAGAAAGGUUAAAAAAUUUAAAACGAAAAAACACGAAUGUAACCUCAUCAUCAGAAUCAAAAAAUAAAGAUGCUCCACUGCCAAGGCCUAUGUUUAGAAGUUAUAAACCACAAGAUGAGUCAUUGCAAAAAGCGAAGUUACAAGAUGCGGAGCCAGAAAAGGUGGAUGAAGAGAUUAAAGAUUUAGUUGAAGCUGGGAAAGAAAAGGUUGUACUUCAAGAUUUAGAUAUAGCUUCACUUGCACCUCGAAAGCCAGAUUGGGAUCUCAAAAGGGAUGUUGCAAAAAAGUUAGAAAAACUUGAGAGAAGAACACAAAAAGCUAUUGCAGAAUUGAUUUGGGAAAGACUAAAGCAAGGAUCUGACGACAAUUUGGGAGCUAUGCUUACUAUGACAGAUACAAGAGUUCCACAAGAUGACUGAAAUGGGGAGAAUUAGGUAUACAUUUUUGAUGUUUAAAUUUGAAAAAUUAAAAACCAUAACUUU